GCUAAUGGGCCACCCACGCCCGCUCUCUCGGCCCGUGGGCCCCAUCCCAUCCGACGGUCGAUCGUUAAUUUUCCAAGGCUCGAAAUCAUUGUUUACUGACCCUGCAAUCACCACCCGACCUUUCCCCGUGCUUUGGCCUCACUCGCACGCUAUCGCGAAUCACUUCCCGAUAGGUCACCCAUCCUUCCACUACUCUAGCUCAAGCACGCUUAACUCUGGAGUUCUUUCAGGAUGUGCUCCGGAAAAGGUAAGUCAACUUUGGUGAUAUAGGUAGCCAAAUCAAUUCUCUUAAGCCUUUUCACAUAUCACAACUCGGGAUGUUACAAUUCACCCCCUCUCAAAGAACGCAACGUCCUCGUUGCGCCCCACGACAGGUCUCAAGACGCCUCUCAGGUCAGAACUGAGACGGCUAACCAGCUCUGAUACCACUUGUAACGCCCCGACCGCCCACGGCUAAUGGGCCACCCACGCCCGCUCUCUCGGCCCGUGGGCCCCAUCCCAUCCGACGGUCGAUCGUUAAUUUUCCAAGGCUCGAAAUCAUUGUUUACUGACCCUGCAAUCACCACCCGACCUUUCCCCGUGCUUUGGCCUCACUCGCACGCUAUCGCGAAUCACUUCCCGAUAGGUCACCCAUCCUUCCACUACUCUAGCUCAAGCACGCUUAACUCUGGAGUUCUUUCAGGAUGUGCUCCGGAAAAGGUAAGUCAACUUUGGUGAUAUAGGUAGCCAAAUCAAUUCUCUUAAGCCUUUUCACAUAUCACAACUCGGGAUGUUACAAAAAUGUCAGGGAGAGGAAAGGGAGGAAAGGGAUUGGGGAAGGGAGGAGCCAAGAGGCACAGGAAGGUCCUCCGCGACAACAUCCAGGGCAUCACGAAGCCGGCGAUUCGUCGUUUGGCGAGGAGAGGCGGUGUGAAGCGUAUCAGCGGCUUGAUCUACGAGGAGACUCGCGGUGUUCUCAAGAUCUUCCUCGAGAAUGUGAUUCGCGACGCCGUUACUUACACGGAGCACGCUCGCAGGAAGACUGUGACGGCGAUGGAUGUUGUGUACGCGUUGAAGAGGCAGGGGAGGACUCUGUACGGGUUCGGCGGCUGAAUGGGUGGGGGGAUUGAAAUCGAGAUUUGUAAAUCGCGUCUGUUUGUUUAAGACCUUUAAGCUGUUGUUAGGGUUUCGUUUCGAAUUUUCCGUUGAUUUGAAUUUAGUGAAAACGCAUUAAUCCUUA
Raphanus sativus (radish) is the source of this 1219-nucleotide messenger RNA. RefSeq names its product histone H4. The transcript has a single exon. Bases 781 to 1092 code for a protein of 103 amino acids. Gene Ontology annotation, biological process: nucleosome assembly. Gene Ontology annotation, cellular component: nucleosome. NCBI's taxonomy places the organism in Eukaryota, Viridiplantae, Streptophyta, Magnoliopsida, Brassicales, Brassicaceae. Gene Ontology annotation, molecular function: DNA binding; structural constituent of chromatin; protein heterodimerization activity. The record is from RefSeq and is a predicted model, not a curated record.